Molecule: messenger RNA, 3207 nt
Organism: Mizuhopecten yessoensis (Yesso scallop)
Lineage: Eukaryota; Metazoa; Mollusca; Bivalvia; Pectinida; Pectinidae
Product: plasminogen activator inhibitor 1 RNA-binding protein-like
Exons: 7
Coding region: 101-1288 (395 amino acids)
Cellular component (GO): cytoplasm; nucleus
Molecular function (GO): RNA binding
Source: RefSeq, a predicted model, not a curated record
GAGCAUGCUUGGUAUCGAGGAAGAAACACGCCAUAUUGACUCCAGCUUAAAGAAAUAGGGCCGUAACAAUCCAUUGCCAUCCUCUACAAGCAGAGGAACAAUGGAUAGCCAAUACGGCGUAGAGGUUACUAAUAAGUUCGCUCUGAACAUAGACGACGACGAUGAUCCAUUUGAUAUCAUCCAGCAGCAAGAAGAGCUGAAAAAGAAGCUGGACACUCAGGACAAAACCAGCCAGAAAUCGAAGAAGGCCAAACAGGCCAAGAAAAAUGUCUUGCAACCUGAAAAUAAGAACAAACAGUCAGAACAAACUGUUCUGAAAAAGGAAGACAAAUCAAACAAUCAGUCACAGUCAAGACAGGACCGCCCGCCUCGCAGUGCAAGACAAAACCGAGAACCGAGAGAACCCCGAGGGGAUGAUGACCGACGGCCGAGAAGACGAGACGAUAAUGUCACUAAUGAAAACAGGAAUGACGGUGGCUUCCAGAGGUCGGAAGGUGGUGGCUUCAACCGACCCGACAGUGGUUUCGGUGGUGGUCGAGGUGGCUUUGGCGGCCGAGGGCGUGGCGGCAUGAGAGGUAGCCGAGGAGGAAGGGGUGGCUCCCGAGGUGGAAGUGGUGGCGGCGGCUUCGGUGGCGAGAGAAGCGACCGUGGGGACCGCAAACGGGAAUUCGAACGACACAGUGGCAGUGAUAGAACCAGUGGUGUGAAGGCUACAGAGAAGCGAGAGGGCAGUGGAUCACAUAACUGGGGUACCUUUAAGGACGACCUGGAGGAACAGACAAAGGAACCCACAACGGAAGAGACCAAGGAAUGGAACCCUACUGAAAAUGUUGAAAACCAUGAUCCAAAUGAGAGCACAGAAUCCACAGAGGCUCCUGUUGAGGACGAAGCCUCCAAGCAGUUAACGUUGGCUGAAUGGAAGGCCCUGCAGGAAAAAACCCGUGCGAAAUCCACAUUCAACAUCCGCAAAGCCGGAGAAGGAUGCGACAACUCCCAGUGGAAGAAGGGAACGGCUUACAAGAAGCAAGUUGAAGAUGAUGAUGAGGAGGACGACGAUGAAUAUGAAGAGGAGGAUGAACACAGAGCAAAGCAGGUAGUGACGGAUAUCCGUAUUACCUUCAACGACUCCCCACGGAGGGGUCGCGGGGGAAGGAGGCCAAGGGGUGGACGUGGAAGUCGUGGCGAUCGUGGAAUGGGACGUGGAGAGAGAAGAGGGGGUGGUGGCCCUCGGGAAUCCGCACCCAAAUUUGACGACGAGACAGAUUUCCCAAGCCUCGUCAAAGCCUGAAGUGGCAGCUCUUGGCUCCUGGAUAUGGAGAGGGCAUUCCCCUGAAAUUUUCAGUGUGUAAUUAAAUAAACUCCCAUCUCAUACUGGAUGACAUUUUGGAAUGAAAGCUAGCUGGUGGGCACAGCAUACCAUUUUUGGUUUCUGGAUACUUUUUCACUGAUGCAUCUUUGCAUAUGUUUUUAUAUGACAUUUGUUAAAGGUACUGUAUCAUGAUGAUUGCAUUUCUGUAUCGGGCGAGAUACUAAUCAUGGUUUACAAAUCUGCAUUGUAACAUACAAUCGUGAUUGCAUUUCCAAUUUUAUCGAGAAAGAAGAUUGCAUUUGAUGGAACUCAUUCAUCAACCUUGUAUAACCAAAAGGAAAGAAAGCAGGGACGGGAUCAGUGUUCAUUUGGAACACAAAUUAGUUGUGAUAGAUCAAUUACUUGUUGUUCGAAUACAUGUAUUUUCUAGUACCAAAUUUGUCUUGAUGUACUAUGUGCUGCAUAGAUAGUGCUUCAAGAUUAAUAUAUUUAUUCGUUCUGGAAACAUUUUAUGGAGCUGUACACCCCACUUUUCACAAGUCAAGCCAUUGGAGGAGUUGGGACUUGUGCUAAUGAACUCUUGUAUGGCAUUGUGAAAGUAUUCCUCUGUGCAAACCCAUUUUGACAUUAAUUUGAUGGGCGUGCAAGUUUGAUAUUAAAUGCAUUUUCAUCAGAUUGGAUCAUGAAGAAAUCACUAUAGUAUAACCCUCAGCUUGAAAUCUUAACUCUAAUGGCCGUUGAACCAGUCAUGUAUGAUGCAGCAAAUCAAGAUAUCAGUAUUCCAAGUCUAGUAAGAAAAAUUAAAAAGAUUAAAAAAUGCUGAUAGUUGUGAUUUGUGACCAAGCUUAAAUGGACAUCUGUAUAAUUUGAUUUGGCUGCAUCCGAUGAGAUUAAGAAAUGUAUCAGCCAUAUGGAAGGGCAUUUUAUUUGUAUGAAGGAUGGUAAUUUUGCCCCACACAUAUUUACUGCCUGCAUUUAUUUAUUUCCUACAUUUAUAGUUGUAGCAUUUUAAAAUUGCAACCACCAUCAUCUUUACAGAUUUGUGCCAAAGCCAUUUGACACUGAUCUGAAUCACUUCAUUCCUUGGGCCUCUUCAUUACAUGGGAGAUCAUUUUAUAAUAAAUUGCCUUCACAUAGGAUUAUUAUGCCUUGUUUUGACUUGUAAUGGAUACAAUUUCGGGUGGGCCUUUGAUCAAUGAAUAGUUUGGAUCUCAUCAUCAGAAUGUGACAUCAAAGACAUCAAAAUGUAGUUGUCAAAACUAUUUAACAAUUUAUAAUGAACUGUGUAGAAGAAUGUGUAUGGCUGUAGCAAAGCUUUGUCCGUCCAAUGAAUGGCUAAUACUAUUUAAUGGUCAUCAUUGAAAAAGCAUCCAAUUAGUUUCUGUAGGACUGGUGGGCCAUCAACUGAAGAUAAACAUAUUACUGCAUUAUUUGUAACCACCUAGGGACUUGACAUUUUUAAUUUUCACACAGACUUUUGUUUUGUACACCGCUUUUUUUGAUUGAACAUGUAUUCAACAAAGAUGAAUAUUUCCCAGUUGUUGAAAAUAUGUGCUACCUUCUAUAUAUAUAUUGUAUUGGUUAGUCUGAAUAGUCGACCAUAAUUAUCUUGUUUAUUCAAAAUUCAUUUUGCAUGAAAAUUAUUGGUUAUUUAUGUCAAUUUAUUGGAAAAGUUUCCUUUAUAAAAGAUAAUUCGCAGGAAUUUAAUGAAUACAUGUCUUCUAAAUUAGCAUGCAUGUUUAUUCUUGAGAGGAGUUGAAAGUCUAUCAUUUCUAUCGAAACUAUCCAUUAGUUUGACUGACCCGUACCAUGAAUGUCUGGUUGUUAGCAUGCCAGGUAAGAAUCCUAAGCUUUUUAAAUAUGUUUUGCUAUUAAAUCUUGAUUAAAUUCUCAAAUAA